AUUUAUCCUUAAUUUAAUAUUUUGUUCAAAAUAGUUUGUUAGACGCCAAUUUUGUGCAAUUGGUUUGCCCGGUUAUCAGCGGAUGUAAAUAAAGUAGAUUUUUAGCUUCAAGUUGGACCACGAUGGAAAAUGCAGCACAAAAAUUUACCAGUCGCGAAUAUAGUGUACCAGUUCAAGCAGCCAACGAAAUGGCAGAAAGAAUAAGGUUCGGGGUUAUAUGUCGUUAUGACGACCAAUCAAGCAAAUAUCUAAUGGAAUACAAUCGUGAAAAAACAAAAACAUUUGAAUCAUUAAAAAGGAUUUCUGAGAAAACGAUAGAUUUUGACCUAGACAAUUUUAGAAGAGAAAGAAAACGCUUGCUCAAACCCCCGCCUCCACCGGAUAUAUUAGUUCCAAAGAAGAUACUUCAAGCUGUCCCAGCUAAUUGUGUUCUUGAUUUUGGACCUGGGAAUUCAAUUCUAUACUAUGGUGGUGAACAUUUUAAAAAAGGAGUUAUUGCCAGAAACUCCGUUAUAACAAAUCCACGCAAAAGGAAUUUAAACAGACCAAGACCUUUCACUGCAAUUCCAACAACAAUAAGACAACCAAAAUCAGCUGUUAAUAGAUCUGGCCGGAAUACGUCACUUGGGAUUGUGGGUAAUUCUGGCAGACAUUCCUCCCUUGAUAUCGUAUCAGCUUCUGGUCGAAAUCAAUCCCAAAUAUUUCCUGCAGGAUUACAAAGAACGGAAUCUGUAAUCGACAAUAACAAUGAAAUUGACGAUGAAUCAUCACACAUUGAAUACAACCAUAAAUCUAGUCAUAAAUGGCAAAUGCCUAACAGAUCUUUCAGACAACUUAGGAAACUGUAUACUUACACAGAAGAACAAAAGCCAGAUUUAACAGCUGAACGAUUUAAAAUUAUGAAAAAUAGGGAAAACGUCUACUUCAAAUAUUUAGAUGAUAAAGUUAAGGAGUUUCAUGUUUGAUUUCAUAAUAAGAAAAAAGAAAGAAGUGCUAAUCAUUUAAGUUGAUUAAUGAUGAUCCGGUGAAAACAUUUGUAUUUGUGAUAAUUUUUCUGCCAUUGUUUUCUUUAAGAAUAAAACAUCUGUUGAUUUUGAA
Mytilus trossulus (common blue mussel) is the source of this 1098-nucleotide messenger RNA. RefSeq lists its product as uncharacterized. Lineage: Eukaryota; Metazoa; Mollusca; Bivalvia; Mytilida; Mytilidae. The transcript has 2 exons. Bases 123 to 965 code for a protein of 280 amino acids. The record is from RefSeq and is a predicted model, not a curated record.